Triticum aestivum (bread wheat) is the source of this 3193-nucleotide messenger RNA. RefSeq lists its product as uncharacterized. Gene Ontology annotation, molecular function: SNAP receptor activity. Bases 928 to 1407 code for a protein of 159 amino acids. Lineage: Eukaryota; Viridiplantae; Streptophyta; Magnoliopsida; Poales; Poaceae. The transcript has 8 exons. Gene Ontology annotation, biological process: retrograde vesicle-mediated transport, Golgi to endoplasmic reticulum. The record is from RefSeq and is a predicted model, not a curated record. Gene Ontology annotation, cellular component: SNARE complex; endoplasmic reticulum.
GUUUCAGCGGGCUUUCCACUCCGCCUCCUUUCCCUUCCCAGCCUCCAGAAGUCCAGAUCGCACGCCGGCCACCGGAGUGACCGAGUGAGCUCACCACCGCGGCGGUCCUUUCCGCGAGAGUCGAGCUCCAUCCCCGAUAUCCUGCCUUGCGCCACCGCCGAGUUCGAGGAUGCCGUUCCGUUCUUUGGCGCGGUAAGCAGGAGAUCGGCCGGCGGCGACCGGAGAUCGACGCGGACCUAGCAUGCGGCGUCGCUCCGGUGAAUUCUGCAGCAACCAAGCGGAAGGGUGAGGAGGCGCCGCGUCGGCAACCCCCUCGCACUCUCGGAUGGAUGAGGUCACACAAGCCGUUGAAAACCUGAAAAGGGAAUGGAGCCGAGUAGUUGCACAGCUUGAGGUGUGCAUUGCUGCUAUUGAAUCCUGUGUGAAGCUGGGCAAGGGGACAGAAGAAGCGAGCUCUCUUCCUAGGUUGAACGGUUCUGCACUGGAUGCACUGCAAUUGCUCAAUGCACUGCAGUGCAGGCUUGAUCUUCUAGCAGAGCAGCUACCCACUUUUGAAGAAGUUCAGUCUGUCCAGGCAACCUUAGGGUCAUGGAAGGAAAAAUAUCAGAGCUGCGCGUGAACCUGAGGAGUGCUAACUUGCAAGCAAAAGUGAACAUUGGAAAAGCUGCUCAAGAAGAGAGGGAGCUUCUUCUGGGAGGCGGAGAAGAGUCCACUAUCCGGAGGCGUAAUCUUCAGUACAUUGAUUAAAUGCGGCCUUUGUAUUAUUGGAAAUCGUUGUGUUGAUGUAACACUUCCAUAUGACUUCAAAAUCAAAUCACAUUGCACUAAUUAAAGUACCAACUUUCUAUAUUUUAUUGUUUAUAAUUCUGUAAUUUACGUUUGUACAAUGAACACGAACCUGCUAAAUGAUAUAGGACAAAGGCUGGGAUGACCUCCGCUGCAGAAAGUACUACUGACAGCCUCCGUCGGUCUCGGCAGUUGAUGGUUCAGGAAGUGGGAAGAAGUGCUAAUACCUUGUCAACUUUUGAUGGAUUGCCAAGUGUUCUCCGAAAGGCUGAAGGUGAAUAUCAAGGGCACCGCUCUCUGCUGAUGCGCACCCGUGGUUUGCUCUCCACGAUGCAACGGCAAGAUGUUCUUGAUAGGAUCAUCCUGACUACUGGGUUCCUCGUGUUCUCCUUGGCGGUUCUUUAUGUCGCCUCAAGACGGAUUGGCCUGUUCACACUGCAGAGGAAGCUGGCCGAUGCUAUCAGAUCAGGCUCAGUAUCAGCUGGAGACAUCUUGGGUAAAGUGCAGGAAGGACCUGCCCCAACAACAAAUGCUCCUCCCAAUUUCCAUGAUGACCAGCACUCGAUCUUCUGUCGCCCGUUCCACGUUGUUUGUUUGGCAUAUUUCAUCCGGUGUUUGUAAUAAGUUGUGUUAACUUGUGCAUCACUUCCCCUGCCUGCAGCCAAGGAGAAGAAAAUUACAAAGAUCAUGCUAGUUUGUCAGCCUGAAGGAGCAGUGGAAGAAACGCUCGAACUGAAUUAACUUCGCAUGUUAAGAAGUUGACCGUCACCCUUGUUGGUCAUUUUCAACUCUUAGAUGGAGAAAUCACUCGUCUUUGAUUUUGGUCAAGGCACUGAAUAAGAGAGGUGCUACAGUAGAGACCAGGUGAAGGACAAACACUUGCCAAUUAGCCAUCCACAAACACGGUAAGAUUCAGAAACCCAAUUAGGCAUCUACAGUUUACCCCUUCAACCGAGCAUCUAGCUUGCUUGCUACAGAAGCUCUCACCGACUCGACCAAAACACCAAUACCCAUAUAAGUGCUCUCUCUGUAAACAAAUACUACCCCGUCAAGAAAUACUUGUCGCCAAAAUGAAUAAAAAAGAAUGUAUCUGGACGUAUUUUAGUUUUAGAUACAUUUUUUUUAUCCAUUUCGAUGACAAGUAUUUUCGGACCAAGGAAGUAUAAAAUAUAAGACAUUAUAGAUCACUACUACACAUGAGUAACAUUUUCAGACCUGACGCCUUGAUAGAAAGAUUAGUCAAGCGAGAUCACUUACCGGAAAAGGCUUUCGCCCCGCUUUAUAUAUAAAGCAUAGAACAACAGUGCCCGGUACAACCGCACUCACCCACUACAAACACGCGCACGCACACACCCAAGGCAGGAUACAUAGGCGCUGAGCGCAGCAACACACUCCCUAGCACUACAAGAGCCACCGGGGGCUUCAGCCGUCAACACCACGAAGAAGUGAAGCCACAUAUGACGAACCGUGGGCUUCAAGGCGGCGCCUUCAGGAAGGAUACGGCACCGGAGCGUCACCACCGCCCGGUCCGAGGAUCAGAGUUUCCCCUGGAGCAACACGACGGGCAAUGAUAGCCGCGACGGCGCCUUCAAGAAAGGAGUGACCUUCGCCGUCGCCAGUCCGUCCGAAUAGAGUAGGUUUUCACCCCGGCCAACACUCACCGCCACCGAACGCCACACCCCGGCUACCAUGCAGCCCACACGGCCAUGGCAGUCGGGCAGCACCGAGGCACGAGCUCUGCCCAUGAGCACCGCGCCACCACCACCAGGGCCGCCGCCCCAGAAUCCAAGACCUUGACACCAAGUCCCUCGAGCCCUACCGCUACCCCAACCGCAGAGACGGGCGGAAAGGAUCCGCCUUUCGCACCCCUGGCCGGACCCAGCGCCGAGACCCAAUAGGCUAGCCACAACAAGCCUCCAUCGAAUCGUCCUGCUACACCGGGCGCGAGUCGAGCACGGUCCUGCUGCCGGGCGCGAGACCAGCUCGGUCCAGCGGCACCGAGUGCGAGACGGUCGAUGGACCUCGGCCGGGGGAAGGCCGGCCCUCCGGCGAGAGAAGCGAACGAACGCCGAGGAGAGGGGUCGAAGGCCGACACAGGCAGCCUACAAACGAGCCGACGCCAGAACAAUCUGGCCGCUGCCGCAAUCAACCUGCCACCACCACAUCACCUGCGCCUCCACGCCCUAGUCAGAACCACCCGAAGCCCCGCCACCCCGCAACGGAGCAGCAUGGACACCGAUCGCCACACCACCACCUCCACGGGGUCGACGGCCACCCCGACAGCGAAGACCCCCACAUCCACCGGGUCUGGGCCGGGAUGCCCAGAUCCGCCACCAGCACGACCUUGACCACCAGAUCCCACGAGCUGCAGGGGGGAGGAGUCGUCACUGGCGGGUCACAAGGGCGC